Molecule: messenger RNA, 1547 nt
Organism: Clunio marinus
Lineage: Eukaryota; Metazoa; Arthropoda; Insecta; Diptera; Chironomidae
Source: the annotation of a GenBank genome assembly
AGAGAGAAAUGAGUCAAAGCUAAAAGAAGUACUUUUGAAGCGCUUGUGAUUUUUCCUGAUAAUAAAAUACUAUAAACAUAAAUUUUGACCUGAAAAGUUUCCCAGAUCAUCUACUAAGCUAUCAGUACAAGUGUAAAGUGGAGUUAAGACGAAAAUCUUUGUGGAAAAGUGGAAAACAUAAAUUUUUCUGAAUUUGAAAACGAGUUUCAGAAAGCAAACCACACGUUCUAUUGUCUCAGCAAUCAACUUGAUAACAAUGGAAUUGGAAAAAAAAUUUGAUAUUCUCUCUGCUACUCUGAACAAAACAAUAGAAAAUUCUCUUGCACUGGGCCUCAAAUCAUUUGAAAGUCAACUUGAUGUCCUUCUCACUCAAAAAAUGGAUGCACUCGAUAAACGUCUAGAAGAAUCAUUCUCAAAGAAAAUGAACUCCUUGAAAGCUGAAAUGAAUAAAACUUGUAAUGAGGGUUUUGCUUCUUGUAGACGAAAGUACGAAAGGAAUAAUGCUAAGGUCGCUGAAAUAGAAAAGAAAAUCGACAAAAUCUCGGACAACGCUCGUAGAGCUUGUAAGCUCACUGUUAAUGGCAUUCCAUUCAAACAAGACGAAGACUUGAAAAAGAUUUUCAGUAUUUUAUCUUCACAUCUUGGUUAUUCUAAUCCACCUGAAGCCUCAAUUUAUCGUUUUAAAACCAAUGAUAGAAGAUCGAUAUGCAUGCAGUUUUCGACUGAAUUCCAUAAGAAUGAAUAUCUGUAUCGGUAUCUGAAAAAGGCAAUCGGAUUGACUCUGCAAAUUUUCCCGGAAUACGCAAGCAACAACACUCGAAUUUUCAUCCAGUCUGAUCUAACAUCACAACAGUAUAAAAUCAAUAAGGCAGCAAUCAAAUUGAAGAAGACUGGGGAAGUAAAGUUAAUUCGAAUCAUCGAAGGAAGUGUUAUGAUAAGCUUUGAUGGUGACAGUAAAUUCUACAGCUACGACUCCAUCGCUGAUUUUGAAGACGAGGUCAUUAAACGCAACCCAAAUGGAAAUUCCAAAGCUUCGAACGCCAUCGAAAAGAUAUGAAUCAAUUUUUUUUUUCUUUUUACUUUAAUCAUGAAUUGUUACUCUCAUAUAUCGAUGUUAUCUUUAUCAUUUUAGAUCUUUAUAAAAUUCAGGGAACUAAACGCUUUCAUCGACGGACUUUAACUCUUCUAAGUGAAUGUAGAACGGUAGUAUCACUUAAAGGGAGCGAGUCUGUGACUGGUCGGCUGAUUAUCGAUGUCAUGCGUCAAUGCUCUGAACAUAUGAAUUAUUUGGCCGCAGUUUGUGAAUCUUGUGAUCAUCGUCGUUUCUUCAUUGUCCUGGUGAGUCAUCAUAAAACCCUAAAAUUUUCCUUUUCCAUUCUUCUUUCCUUUAUGUUUAUGAAAUUUGUCGACCGAAUGCCAUCGGUGUUGCUCUCCUGCUCGCCGUCGUCAGGUUUUCAGUAUGUCUAGCGCUAGUGGUUCCUUAGGUGGACCUCACAAAAAUAAAAAAAUUGUUCUCAAAUCUGCACUCAAUGAAAGUAUAUUUAAUU